Astrephomene gubernaculifera is the source of this 889-nucleotide messenger RNA. The record is from the annotation of a GenBank genome assembly. Lineage: Eukaryota; Viridiplantae; Chlorophyta; Chlorophyceae; Chlamydomonadales; Astrephomenaceae.
AUCCAACCUUAGUUCAUCCACCUCUAUCACCAUGCGGUGCUUCCUUCCUAACCGCUUGCGGGUCCUUACUUCACCAUGUAUCGCGACGCUUGCUUCUCCUCGGGCCCUUUGUGUAAUCACGCCAGCAACCCCAAAUGACAAAGGUGCUGAAGCUAUCAGCAUUGAGCCGCCAAAGAAAGAACCUCACUCACACGGAAACGAUAGUGGCAUUCGAUUUGUCUAUGAACCACCUCGGCGCUUUGUCCUGGGCGUGCUGCGGAAGCGACGACAAAGCCCUCCCACCUCUUCCAAGAUAAGGGUGGACCUGCUAAUUGAGGGAAACCCGCUGGGCACGUCAACCACCCACCUUGACUCGCUGCUGCCCCAGCUGCGGAGCGAUGCGGCAGAGGCGCUGCAAAGAGUGCUGCAGCUUAAGACCCGGCCGGAGGCGGAGGCGGCAUGGAAGAUGCCACGGGUGGCCUGUCUGUCGCUGGUGCUGUGCGACGACCCGCACAUCCGCUCCCUCAACAGCCUGCACCGGGGCAAGGAUGCGCCCACGGACGUGCUGUCGUUCGAGCUGGACGAUGAACUGGUGCACCGGGUCCACCUGCCCGUGAAGCUGAUGGGAGACCUGGUGGUCUCGCUGGACACGGCGGAGAGGCAGGCGCGGGAGCGGGGCCACUCCCUGCAUGACGAGUGUCGUAUCCUGCUGGUGCACGGGCUGCUGCACCUGGUGGGUUGGGACCACGAGGCGGGACGGGAGGCGCACAGGGCCAUGGCGGCGGCGGAGGGGGAGGUGCUGGCGGGGCUGGGGUGGCGGGGCGCGGGGCUCAUUGCGGCAGCGGGGGAGGAGGAGGAGGGGGAGGAGGAGGAGAAGGAGGAGGCAGGGAAGGGGGGGCAGGCGGAGGAG